Molecule: messenger RNA, 1095 nt
Organism: Onychostoma macrolepis
Lineage: Eukaryota; Metazoa; Chordata; Actinopteri; Cypriniformes; Cyprinidae
Gene: eif4ebp1
Product: eukaryotic translation initiation factor 4E binding protein 1
Exons: 4
Coding region: 638-997 (119 amino acids)
Biological process (GO): negative regulation of translational initiation
Cellular component (GO): cytoplasm
Molecular function (GO): eukaryotic initiation factor 4E binding
Source: RefSeq, a predicted model, not a curated record
AAAAUUAUCAUAUUUUGCGUAUCCAGUAGUCUAUUAAAUGUGCAUAUCCACGUGUAUUAUACAGUAGCAAUUUAAUUAGGAUUUUCAGACAUUUUUUAAAGAUUGUGUGAUACUUAAAAAUAUUCCAAAAUAACUAAGUAACUUUAAAAUAAUAAUAAUAAUAAUAAUAAUUUUGUUAAAAUUAAGAGAAAAUCAAACCGUUUGGUUUUUUGUUUUUUCUUACAAAAAAAAAAAACACUAAGAUCAAGUAAUUUUGGUUGAGAUGUUGCCAUGAAAGUACAAGAAUGGCAAGUAACGGAAACAACGUCGAAAAAACUACAUUUCCCAUCGCGCUCUUGCAAUACCUCCGCAAACCAGUGGGGGCGCCGCUGCAUCAUUCUCCGUUUUAAAUAGCCCUUUCCUGCUCGUGUUUUGUUGAGUGCGUGGUGUGUGCAUGAGGGAGUGAGAGAGAAAACGUGGUCACGGAGAAGGCUAGCAUUUUAGCUAGUUUGCGAGUGUGAAUGAAGUGUAUUACAGGCUCAAAUAUUUAGUAUUAUUUAUUUUUGUAUGUAGUCAAGUUUGCAACAAACGGACAAGGUGCAGAGACACUAUUUGAUUAAGGCAGCUGGCUGAAUUUGUGAUUGCACUAGUGUUGAAAAUGUCCAUGGGCAGUCAGACCACCAGUCAGGCAAUUCCGACCACCAGACGAGUCACAAUCAACGAUGCGGCCCAUAUGCCUCACGAUUACUCUACAACGCCCGGAGGGACCCUCUUCAGCACGACUCCUGGAGGCACCCGGAUCAUCUAUGACCGUAAGUUCCUGCUGGACUGUCGCAGCUCCCCGCUGGCCCGAACACCGCCCUGCUGCCUCCCUGACAUUCCGGGGGUGACCAGUCCUCCUACGGUCACCAUGAAAAAUGACAAGGCCUACCCCAAACAGACUGUCAAUAAUAACAGCAUCAGCCCCCUGGUGGACAAGAGCGCAGGGGAUGAUGCCCAGUUUGAAAUGGAUAUCUAACUACAACAGGGGACCUGCUACACGGAGGCGAUGACUGUAACAAGUAUUACUGUGAUGAUAACUGUUCCCUGAGAGGAUAAAUGCACAGAAGACUUCUC